AUGGAGAUCCAGGCUCGCAAGUUCUACUCGCAACGCAACAUGUACCUCUGUGGCUUCACCCUCUUCCUCUCUCUGAUCCUCAACCGCACCUACGGUAUGAUCCUUGACGUCCUCCGUCUCGAGCUCGAGAACAGACAGUUGAAGGGCACCGACGGACCCAAGGACGCCAAGCUCAACGAGGCCGAGAGCAUUGGCGAGGUCGGCCGUCUGAAGAAGGAGCUUGCUGCCAAGGACCGUGACAUUGAGACUCUCAAGAAGCAGGCUCAGGGUCUCUCUACCGAGUACAACCGUCUUGGUGACCAGAAGGACCGAUAA
This is a messenger RNA of Aureobasidium musti, 315 nucleotides long. Lineage: Eukaryota; Fungi; Ascomycota; Dothideomycetes; Dothideales; Saccotheciaceae. The record is from the annotation of a GenBank genome assembly.